Rhododendron vialii is the source of this 2686-nucleotide messenger RNA. Its product is annotated as cation/calcium exchanger 4-like. The record is from RefSeq and is a predicted model, not a curated record. Gene Ontology annotation, molecular function: monoatomic cation transmembrane transporter activity. Gene Ontology annotation, cellular component: membrane. NCBI's taxonomy places the organism in Eukaryota, Viridiplantae, Streptophyta, Magnoliopsida, Ericales, Ericaceae. The transcript has a single exon. The coding region runs from base 466 to 2424 and encodes 652 amino acids. Gene Ontology annotation, biological process: transmembrane transport; monoatomic cation transport.
UAUUCCGCAUACGAAAGAGUCGAAGACCUUUCGAAGAAACUUCGCCCAAGACGACGCGCAAGAGCUCCGCACUCAUCAAAAUCUUCCAUUGUCUCUAUAUUGAACUACCCUUUCCCGAGCCCUUACCUGAAGCCAUCAAGCCUUUUCGAAAUUCGCUGGUGAGAGCUGUUGUUUUUCAUCCUUCCUUCACUUCCAUAUCUCAAAACCACUUCCUUCAUAUCUCCAUCGAAUUUUUGGUUCUAGGGUUUGGUUGGCAAUCCAUCGAAACCCAUGGACAGCUCUUUUGUUGGUUAUGCCACUUUGACUCGGUGCUUUGGUGAAUUAGUUGCGAUAAUCUAUUGAGAAAGUUAUUGGGUUUUCGUUGGUCAUUCAUCGAAACCCAUUGACUCUUCUUUAAUUGGCUAUUAAGCUUUGAAUUUUGGCUUUUGUGAAUUAUUUGCGUGAAUCAGUUGAGGUAGAUUAGAAAUGGUAGAAGUGAUUCGUGUUCACCGUAGAAAACACCGCCAAUUUCGCGGUAUACUGAAUGGGUUCUGUGCCCUAAUCUUGAUUUUCUUCUUUUAUAACCGCGGAGAUAUCUUGAGGAACCCACUUCUCAGGCGAUCGGCUUUUGUUUCCAAUCCCCAGUGGAGCUGGACCAGUGGUUCAUUUGUGGGUUCAAGUAAUUCAGUCGUAGUUCACCGGAGAAUGGUUGAAAUUGGUGCUAAUUCAUCAAAUUUUGUAGGUGGGGCUGGUCAAAAUGAUAGCUUGAUAGUAAAUAACCCCGAAUCCUGCACUGGAUUGUUCAACCACGAGGGUUUUGCAACCCACUGUGAGUUCUUGAAAGCGCACCCCCAGUGCUCCUCCGGUGGGUUCUUUGAUUACGUGAAGUUUUUCUAUUGCGAUUGUAAUGGAAAUGCGUUGGCUUAUGUAUUAUUGGCUAUUUGGCUAGCUGCGUUGUUCUAUUUGUUGGGUAACACUGCGGCUGAUUACUUCUGUUGUUCUUUGGAGAAACUUUCUAGUCUAUUGAGGUUAUCUCCAACAGUUGCUGGGGUUACUCUUCUUCCUCUUGGCAAUGGAGCUCCAGAUGUUUUUGCUAGUAUUGCUGCUUUUGUGGGGACAGGCUCCGGUGAAGUGGGUCUAAAUAGUGUAUUGGGUGGGGCAGUCUUCGUAACAUGCAUAGUUGUUGGGACUGUUUCCCUUUGUGUAGCUGAUAUGGAUGUUCAAAUUGACCGGAAAUGUUUUAUAAGAGAUAUUGGUUUCUUUAUAAUAACUCUUGUAUCGCUUUCGUUGAUUUUGUUUGUUGGCAAGUUAAGUGUCUGGGGUGCCAUUGCAUUUGUCUCUAUUUACGUGGUUUAUGCCUUUGCGGUUGGAGCAAAUGAGAUUUUGAUGAAACAUGCUCGAAGGUUGAAAUUGGAUGCAGUUACGCCACUGCUUCCGGUGAGAGGAAGUGUGUUUUCCCAAGGGAACCAAGAGAAUGACUCUGUCUAUAGCUCUUUGCUUGAGAUUGACACGGAAAGUGAUAGAAUCCAUUCCCACAGUUCAUUGCCUCAGUGGAUGUGGGCGUCAAAUGUCGCAAUAUUUUCGAAUCAGGCACUCAAGGGGCCUGAUGGUGAGAGGCCUGUGUGGGGUUGGAUAGACGAUGGCAUAGAAACUGAGCACUCAUCAUUCUCCUGCGCUAAACUAUGUUCACUAAUGGAGUUGCCUUUAACAGUGCCACGUCAAUUGACAAUACCUGCAGUCGAAGAAGAAACUUGGUUCAAACCCUAUGCUGUGGCCAGUGCUUCAUUGGCGCCAAUACUUCUUGCAUUUCUCUGGAGUACCCAAGACAGUGUGGGCUCUCGAAGCAAAAAAGUUGCUUACUUUCUUGGCGUUUCCAUUGGUUGUGCACUCGGUGUUCUGGCAUAUCGCUACACCAGAUCAGAUCGUCCACCUCAGAAGUUCUUACUUCCCUGGGUUUUGGGUGGUUUCUUGAUGAGUAUUGUAUGGUUUUACAUGAUUGCUAACGAACUGGUAGCUCUGUUGGUAGGUCUAGGCAUGAUUCUGGGGGUUAAUCCCUCAAUCCUAGGAUUAACUGUAUUGGCAUGGGGGAACUCAAUGGGUGAUUUGGUGUCAAAUGUCGCAUUGGCAAGUAACGGCGGAGACGGCGUGCAGAUAGCCUUGUCUGGAUGCUACGCGGGUCCUAUGUUCAACAUCCUCAUUGGUUUGGGGGUAUCAUUGUUGCUUGGAGCUUGGUCAGAGAAACCUAGAUUAUACAUUGUUCCUGAAGACAGAAGCCUGGUUUUUACUAUGGGAUUUCUGUUUUCAGGACUUAUCUGGGCACUUUUUGUUUUGCCACGGAAUGAUAUGCGUCCUAGCAAGAGACUUGGAAUUGGCCUCAUUGCCCUCUAUUUUAUAUUUCUCUCUUUGAGGGUAAUUGGCGCAACUGGACUCGUACAAUUGUCUUGACAUUUCGUGCAGCCGAUACACAGGAAAGAGCAGGUAUUGAGAGAUUUGCUGAAUCAGGGAAGUGGAGUUUUGGGGCUGAUCUGUUUCAUCAUCACCAGGUAUUUGGAUUGAGUGUUAUGUUCCAGAAGCAGAUGCUUUGUACACAUCGAUUUGAAGGUUAUAUACUUUGUAUAGUGUUAGUUGUAGAGAGGAAAAACUUGGCAGAGCCUGUGUUCCAAAAUCUAGUCAAGUUUAUAAGCAUUUAUUCGCUCCGUUUGUUGUC